Messenger RNA from Aspergillus vadensis CBS 113365, 549 nucleotides. RefSeq lists its product as uncharacterized. Lineage: Eukaryota; Fungi; Ascomycota; Eurotiomycetes; Eurotiales; Aspergillaceae. The record is from RefSeq and is a predicted model, not a curated record. Bases 1 to 549 code for a protein of 182 amino acids. The transcript is spliced from 4 exons.
AUGAUGCCCAGAACAGCCACGUGUCACAUGACCACAUGGGUAUAUGGAAUAGACUUUGGAUUUGUAUAUAUUAUCUGUUAUAGUUAUUUCCUUCUUAAACUUAAAAUCAGCUGCCGUAAUAAUUAUAUAGCUAUUUUUUUUUUCAAUUCAUUGUUCUGUCUGUUGAAAGAUCCUCAAGAUCUAGAAAUUACGGAUUUACUAAGAUAUCUAAUAUCUACUUGGUUAUACCCACCGAUUGAUUUGCUUCCAUUCACAAUCGUGUCCCCGGUAUUUUCUGGUCUUUGGGGUGCUCUUCUUGCUAAGUAUCGAAAGACUGCCGGGCUUGUCUUGUUUGUCUCGUCGGUUUUCACGGCUGCCGGAAUAGCCAUGCUCGGUACGCUCUCCGAUGAUAAUCUUCGUCUUGAAACCAACCCAUAUGUGUUUGAGGUAAUCUUAGGCCAGAUCGAGGCUGUCCUCAGCUCGACGUCCGACGGCUCGAUAUUGACCGUUCCAUGCUUUACUGGCAUUUGCAGAACUCGAUUUGGUGGCCUCGGCUCUCUUGUUGAUUGA